AUGGUCCGCGAGAUCAUCAUCGAGACGGGCGACACGUGGUGGUCGAGCAAGCGCAGCCCCAAGCGCUACCACUCGUUCAGCCACCACCACCACCAUACGCCCCCGCCGCCGUCGCCGCCGCCACACCACAAGGAGAUCGAGCGACUCGAGGCCGACAACGAGCGGCUCCGCGCCGAGCUGGCGGGCGCCAGGGCGACGGUGGAGCGUCAGAACGCCGACGAGCGGCGGCUCGCGGGCGAGAACCACCGGCUGCGGCACGAGGUCGAGACCCUGCGCAAGUCGCACGGCGGCUGGGACGAUGACACGUUCCGCCUGCGCACAAAGGUCGUCCGCCUGCAAAACGACAACGAGGCCCUCAAGGCCCGCAACCGCGCGCUCGAGGACACGGUCGGCGACUGCGAGGCCAAGCUGGGCAGGAAGGAGGAGCUGAUCGCGCGGCUCAAGGAGGAGAUCGCGCACCUCAAGGACAAGCUGUGCUACUACGAGUCGGCGCCGCUGCCGCCGAGGAGGGUGGCCAAGUGGUGGUAA
Messenger RNA from Gaeumannomyces tritici R3-111a-1, 528 nucleotides. RefSeq lists its product as hypothetical. The coding region runs from base 1 to 528 and encodes 175 amino acids. NCBI's taxonomy places the organism in Eukaryota, Fungi, Ascomycota, Sordariomycetes, Magnaporthales, Magnaporthaceae. The record is from RefSeq and is a predicted model, not a curated record. The transcript has a single exon.